UCAAAGCGCUCUCCAUUUUAUGUCCAUAUUAAAUGUGUUCCUCCUGCUGGCAGAAAACUUAGCGACGACAUGAAUGAGAGGGAAACUGUUAUUAUUACAGGGUUUGGGCCGUUCAGACAGUUCCUAGUAAACCCCAGCUGGAAAGCAGCGCAGGAGCUACAGUUGGUCGGGCUGGGAGAGAGGAUCGAUGUUUACAUCAAGGAGAUACCAGUGAGUUACGAUGCAACCCGUCAGAUAAUUUCGGAACUUUGGCAAACUCUUAAACCAAAGUUUGCUGUUCAUCUGGGCGUUGCCAGAAGUUCCAGCGUUAUUGUGGAGCAAACUGGGAAGAACAGCGGAUACAGAGACAGAGAUGUAUGCGGGUUUUGCCCUGAGAGUAACUUCUGCAUCGAAGGUGGGCCAGAAAAACUGGACUCUGUUGUCAACAUGAGAGCUGUGUCGAAAUGCUUCAAACGAGCAGGAAUGGAUGUGAUAUAUUCAAGAGAUGCUGGCAGAUACCUGUGUGAUUUUGCAUAUUACUGUUCACUAUAUCACAGUCAGCGGAGAGCAGCCUUCAUUCACAUACCCUCAUCUGGCAGCCUUGCAUCACCUGACACACUGGUACCCAUUCUGCAGGCCCUCAUUCUCACAAUGCUCCAGCAUUUGGAGGACACUAAACAGCACGAAGAGCAGCACCCCCCACUAAGGCAGAUUCUCAUCUAGCAGAUGUUUAAUACCACAAAGCAGACACUAUGCCACUGCUAUGAAAAAUAAAUUGCAACAUGCAAGAAAAAACAGAUGAAGCAAUCUCUUGUUCUCAUUUAUUUAUUUUAAAAAUUCAGAAAAAAAGUAAAAUACAAGAAAUUUUCAGAUACACGUUUAGAGACGGCAUGUCAAAAAUACACCAUCUCAGUUAUAGGUGUGAAAAAACUUUGAGGCCUCAGAUACAGAGCUUUAAAGAAGACAGUCUAGUGAAAUUAUUUUGAUUUUUUUUUCUCCCCCCCCCCAUCAAGUUAUGAACACGUAGAUUCUGCGAAAGCAUUAUAAGAUAAUAGUAGUAGACAAAGGCCCCUUAGAAGGUGUAGGAAUGCAAAUCAUAAAAACAGACAUGAUAAACCUCAAACCUAUUAUUGCUGGGAGAUGCACGGACGCAUCCCCCAUAAACCUGACAUUUGCAUGUAGAACAUUCUUAAAAGAAAUAAGUGAUGAAGAUGUCUAAAUGGAGUGUAGUUAUUGUAUAUUUAUGCUGGAAGUCUAAGGUAAUGCAAAAAAAAGCAACUAGUGUUGAAACUGUAAACUAUCAACUUUUUCUAAUUGUGUUGUUUACUUAUCAUGACUACCCGUAAUCUAUGCAACCUGUCAUUAUAUCUCCAUGUGUUUAUUGACACUGCUGUAUUUUUGACAGGUUUGUGAUCUAAAAGUAACUAGUAGUUCACCUCACAGCAGAUCAAUGUCUCCUCUCAGAACUGGAAAGCUGAAAUAUGUCAGGAUACAUGUAAACUGGAGUUUUCAGGUCAGUGGUGAUUUCUGUACCAAUGUGAUAUUCAGCAGCUAUCAAACAGUUUUUAACAAAAAAAAAUUGCACCUUUCUUUUUUUUUAUUUUAUUCUGUUCUUUUUUAAACCUUAAGUCAAACACAAAUAUGAUUCAGAAGUACCUCGACUGAACACCCAAAGUUCAAAUUUUGAGUUAUCUGGUUCCCUACUCAACUUUCCAUUUUUAUUGCUUAAGGAUAUUUACUUGAAUGCAAAUUUUUACUGUCAGUCUGCCAACCCUUGCACUGAUGCAAUGUUAACUGCUCAGAGCUUUUUCUAAAAAAAAAAUAAAAUAAAUUACAGCUGAGAUUUUA
This is a messenger RNA of Melanotaenia boesemani (Boeseman's rainbowfish), 1827 nucleotides long. RefSeq names its product pyroglutamyl-peptidase I like (gene pgpep1l). Gene Ontology annotation, biological process: proteolysis. Lineage: Eukaryota; Metazoa; Chordata; Actinopteri; Atheriniformes; Melanotaeniidae. The transcript is spliced from 5 exons. Gene Ontology annotation, cellular component: cytosol. The coding region runs from base 70 to 702 and encodes 210 amino acids. The record is from RefSeq and is a predicted model, not a curated record. Gene Ontology annotation, molecular function: pyroglutamyl-peptidase activity.